AUGUCGUUCUCUUUCGGCGCCCCGGCCUCUUCUGGUGGCUCUAGUGGAAGCCUUUUCGGCACAGCGGGCAAUGCUUUCGGCGCCAAAAAUGAUAACAAUGCGUCUGGUGGUGGUCUCUUCGGUAAUGUUGGAGCUUCAUCCACCGCCGGCAACAGCGCAUCGCCGUCGAUGUUUGGAGGAAACUCUGCAGGUGGCCAAAGCACACCGACAUUCGGCAAUGUAGGCGCUUCCAAUGCGACCACCAGCGGUACCUCGGGCUUCAGCUUCGGCGGCAACGCUCCAUCCGGAACUGGCACGCAGCCCAACUCACUCUUCGGCGCCGCUGCCGGCAGCCAGACUCCCAACAAGUCUACGGAAUCGACCACACCUAGCCAGACUGGCAAUGCGCUAUUUGGUGGAGGCACAAAGAGCAUGUUCGGCAACGCGGCCCCAACAGCUACCCCUGCUCCCGCUGGAAAUGGCCUGUUCGGCAACAACUCCACCACCCCUGCUGGUCCCCCGCCGGCAUCCAACCCACCCAACAGCCUAUUCGGGGCUGCGAAACCCGGAAUCUCAACUACCCCCGCCGCAGCGCCGUCGUCUACCACGCCUGCUACCUCACAGGCACAGCCAUCUAACAAUAUGUUUGGAGGGGGAGGAACCAAGCCGCUGUUUGGUGGCGCAACAACCGCCGCGCCCAGCGGCGGCCUAUUCGGUGCAAACAAGCCGGCCGAGUCAACUGCUCCUAAGACUGCUGCAGAGAUCGCUUCCAAGCCACUCUUCGGCGCAGCUGCUCCCGCGGGUGGCGCGCAAAGCUCGCAGACACCGUCUCUUUUCAGCAAUAUGGCUGCUCCAAGCGGCGAUUCCGCUUCGAAGUCUGCAUUCCCGGCCCUUGGCGCUCCUCCUGCUUCCACCGCAAACACAACUCUCUCACUAGGAGCCCCUGCAACAUCGAGUGCUACCCCUCAAAAGUCUCUUUUCCCUUCCGUCGGAACUGCCACAUCCACAGCUGCUCCCUCGACCACUCCGACAUCAGCUCCUCUUGGAGGAGGCCUGUUUGGGGCCCCAGCUCCCGCAACUACUCCAGGUACCGCGGCCACUGCCGCACCUGCUACUACUACUACACCUGCUGCACCCACGGGUGGCUUGUUCGGCCAAGCUGCUGCUACCACUCAACCAGCGACCUCCGCUGGUUUAGCACCCCUUAGUAGCCUGGGUAAAACGACCGCUGCCCCGACUCCUGCUUCGACUACAACCACUGCCGGCGCUGCCCCAGCUGGGCCAGCCGCCCUUGGCCAGUCUACCACAGGGCCCGCUCCCCCAGCUCAAUCACGUCUGAAGAAUAAAACAAUGGAUGAGAUUAUCACCAGAUGGGCCACAGAUCUCGGCAAAUAUCAAAAGGACUUCCGCGAGCAGGCGGAGAAGGUUUCGGAAUGGGAUCGUCUGCUGGUGGAUAAUGGUACUAAAGUCCAGAAGUUGUACGGCAGCACUGUUGAUGCGGAUCGAGCUACCCAGGAGGUUGAGCGCCAAUUGUCAGCGGUUGAAGGUCAACAAGAUGAGCUCAGCUCAUGGCUGGAUCGUUACGAGCGUGAAGUCGACGAGAUGGUUACCAAACAGGUGGGCCCUGGAGAGUCCCUUCAAGGGCCUGACCAGGAGCGUGAGACAACUUACAAAUUGGCCGAGAAGCUUUCGGAACGCCUGGACGAAAUGGGCAAGGAUCUUACCAGCAUGAUUGAGGAGGUCAAUGGUGCUUCAUCCACAUUGUCCAAGACCAAUAAGGCAGAUGAACCUAUCUCGCAGAUUGUCCGCAUUCUCAACGCACACCUGUCCCAGCUGCAGGUCAUCGACCAAGGCACCUCGGAGCUGCAGACCAAGGUUACUGCCGCCCAAAAAGCAGGUCAAACGAUCUCUGCCCGUCUCGGAUACGGCUAUCCUAACAAUGGUAUGGGCAACAACAACAGCGCUGAUGAUUUCUACCGCUCGUUCAUGCAAGGGCGGUAA
Molecule: messenger RNA, 1980 nt
Organism: Penicillium vulpinum
Lineage: Eukaryota; Fungi; Ascomycota; Eurotiomycetes; Eurotiales; Aspergillaceae
Product: putative nucleoporin Nsp1
Exons: 3
Coding region: 1-1980 (659 amino acids)
Biological process (GO): protein import into nucleus; RNA export from nucleus
Cellular component (GO): nuclear pore; nuclear pore central transport channel
Molecular function (GO): phospholipid binding; structural constituent of nuclear pore
Source: RefSeq, a predicted model, not a curated record